GCCGACUUUUUUUUUACCUAACGAAUUAAUCCUUUUAUCUAUCUUCUGAAAAUCGCAACUUUAGAAAAGAAGCAACGAAAAUGGCGAGCCUUGUCUUCAAUACGCCGUGGCUUAGGGUUAGGUCUUUACCGGAGCUUGCUCCUACUUUCCUCCGACGGCGUCAAUCCUCUUCAUUUCACUGUUCCCGGCGAAGCUUCGCGGUCGUCGCGUGUUCUUCGCCCAGUAACGAUGGUGGGUCAGUCAGAGUCCGUUUCGCGCCUUCUCCUACUGGCAAUCUCCAUGUGGGUGGAGCAAGGACUGCUCUCUUCAACUACCUAUUUGCGAGGUCUAAAGGAGGGAAAUUUGUGCUGAGGAUAGAGGAUACGGAUUUGGAGAGAUCAACACGUGAAUCUGAAGCAGCUGUUCUUCAGGAUCUCAGGUGGCUAGGUCUUGAUUGGGAUGAAGGUCCUGGGGUUAGUGGAGACUUUGGUCCAUAUCGACAAUCCGAAAGAAAUGCGCUUUACAAACAAUACGCAGAGAAGCUUUUAGAGUCAGGCCACGUUUAUCGAUGCUUUUGCUCCAGUGAGGAACUUGUCAAGAUGAAGGAGACUGCAAAGCUAUUACAAUUGCCUCCGGUAUAUACUGGUAAGUGGGCAACCGCUAGUGAUGCUGAAGUAGAGCAAGAGUUAGAAAAGGGAACACCUUUUACUUACCGGUUUCGUGUGCCAAAGGAAGGGUCUUUGAAAAUUAAUGACUUGAUUCGCGGUGAGGUAUGUUGGAACUUUGAUACCCUUGGAGAUUUUGUGGUAAUGAGGAGUAAUGGCCAACCUGUUUACAACUUUUGUGUUACGGUAGAUGAUGCUACCAUGGCUAUUUCACAUGUUAUAAGGGCUGAAGAACACUUACCUAAUACUCUAAGGCAGGCUCUAAUUUACAAGGCUCUAAAGUUCCCGAUGCCUCAAUUUGCACAUGUCUCUCUAAUUCUAGCUCCGGAUAGAAGUAAACUGUCAAAGCGACAUGGGGCAACUUCUGUAGGCCAGUACAGAGAGAUGGGAUAUUUACCUCAGGGAAUGGUUAACUAUUUGGCACUCUUAGGUUGGGGAGACGGCACUGAAAAUGAAUUUUACACACUUGAGGAAUUGGUUGAGAAAUUCUCGAUUGAACGUGUCAACAAAAGUGGUGCGAUAUUCGAUUCUACAAAGUUUAGAUGGAUGAAUGGUCAACAUCUGAGGGCACUUCCAUUUGAAAAACUAACAAAACUUGUUGGUGAGCGAUGGAAGAGCGCCGGUAUCUUAACAGAAUCCGAGGGGAGCUUUGUAAACGAAGCCGUCGAGGUUCUCAAAGAUGGGAUUGAUUUGGUGACAGAUUCAGACAAAGUACUUUUGAACUUGCUUUCAUAUCCUUUACACGCUACAUUGGCUAGCCCUGAAGCUAAGCCCGCCGUUGAAGACAAGCUUCAUGAAGUAGCAGCGAGCCUGGUAGCUGCUUAUGACAGCGGUGAGAUUCCAAAGGCUUUAGCAGAAGGACAAGGUGGUUGGCAGAAAUGGGUGAAAGCCUUUGGCAAAUCAUUGAAACGCAAAGGGAAAUCACUCUUCAUGCCACUACGAGUGUUGCUAACGGGAAAACUCCAUGGACCUGAGAUGGCAACCAGUAUCGUUCUGAUUCACAAAGCUGGAAGUCCCGGUGUUGUGGUUCCUCAGGCCGGGUUUGUGUCUAUGGAGGAACGGUUUAAGAUCCUUAGGGAGGUGGAUUGGGAAGCUUUGAACAAAGGCGAGAGUGUACCUCUUGAAUCUACAGCCUCGGUAUCAACCUGAGAAAAUUCCUUAAUCUUCGUUUAGUUGGUGAAAAGACCAGCACGACCAAGUUUGUAGAGUAUUUUGUUCUUGAUCAAAGCACUUUGCGCGUUUUUGCCUAAACUUAGGAACAAACCAGAGAGCAGAAACAUCUUAAGGCCAGUUUUAAAUUUGCUUUUCAGGCUCUGUGUUCUUACAUUUUCUUAUUGAAUUUGUUCUUUGUUCUCUCAAGACAAUCUUUAUAAUGGUGAAAAGCUCUCCUAUAAAAAGGUAUUUGUAUGAAAGGUAGUCAUGUCAAAUGGAGUCAAAUUGUCCGAUAUCUGACCUGAGCUCGGGCUAUUUCGGGCUUGACCCGAUUGGUUUCUUAGAAAACAGGAUAAAACUGAGUUCAAAGCUGGGAUUUUGGAGCUGAGAGGUGGGGACUGAAGUGAAGCUAACCACAGAAACACUUGAAAGAGAAUCUGAAAGACUCAAACUUUAAAGCUUAAAACUUUUGAGUAAGAAGAAAAGAUUUGGACUUUUGCCAAUAGGACUGAGGGGAAAUCUCACCUUAUCCACACUCCAACCACAAUCCCUUAUUACAUUCAAGUCCACGUCAUCAUCAUCCUCAUUCAUCUCUAAUACUACUAAAAUCUAAUCUCUUCCUUCUUCACCCACCCAAUCAAAAAACAAAAGAAAAAAAAACGGGAUCUUCAAUGGCGGCCAUGAACUCGAGUGUUCUCACGUGCAGCUACGCAAUCUCUGGUGCUAGCUCUGUAGAGCUAAACCAGAAAGUGGGUUUGGUGAACUCAUCGGUUGGGUUUGGUCAGAAGAAACAGACGAUUCCUGUGAUCAAAGCUCAACGGGUUGUUGGUGAUGAUGUUGAUGGAUCUAAUGGAAGAAGAUCCGCCAUGGUUUUCUUAGCUGCUACACUCUUCUCUUCUGCUGCUGUUUCUGCUUCUGCUAAUGCUGGUGUCAUCGAUGACUACCUCGAGAAGAGCAAAGCCAACAAAGAACUCAAUGAUAAGAAGAGAUUGGCAACAAGUGGAGCCAACUUCGCGAGAGCAUUCACCGUUCAAUUCGGAAGCUGCAAGUUCCCUGAGAAUUUCACUGGAUGCCAAGAUCUUGCCAAGCAAAAGAAAGUGCCAUUCAUCUCAGAAGAUUUGGCGUUGGAAUGCGAAGGGAAAGACAAGUACAAGUGUGGUUCCAAUGUUUUCUGGAAAUGGUGAAGAACUUUUGUUUGUUUUUAUCCAAUUCUUAUAUAAAUCCAACAAUGUAUCUAUCUCUCUCUAUUUUCAUCCAAGUUCUCAUAUCCAUUUGAAUCUCUAUCAACUUAAACUCUGUCGAGUAAUUAGGAACCAUUCAUUAUUGCACAAAAAUUACUUUGGGGCGUGGAUGACAAUUUGAAUGAAUAAUUAUUAUACGUAUGCUCGCCAAAUACAGAACUUUAACAAGCAAAUCGAAAGCUGGAAUAAUUACUGGUGUUUUGCCUGAUUUACGUUCGAAGAUUAUAGUUAAGUUUGGGUUGCUGUGUUUUCUGAG
Messenger RNA from Thlaspi arvense, 3293 nucleotides. Lineage: Eukaryota; Viridiplantae; Streptophyta; Magnoliopsida; Brassicales; Brassicaceae. The record is from the annotation of a GenBank genome assembly.